AAAAGGCGAAGAAAGAAGGGAAGAAGGAGUGAAAGAGAUAGAGGGAGAGAGAAAGCCAGUAGCGAUUUCCAUUUAUCGAUCCGCCCGUUCGCACACCUGAAGCCAUUCCAUUCCAGCAUCAUCGACUUAAUCCGUUCGAGCGGGAUUAAGGCUGCGCUGCUGCCACACAACAGCGACUGCGGGCGCCCACGCAGCGUCGACGGCGCAGCGACCGCAUUACCGGUCGCCGGUAAUUAGCCGCCAAGGCCGUCGGCGUUGCACAGAAAGAAAACCCAGAGUUAUCCUAAGAUGAUCAAUAAGAUUUUAAGUUUAACCUUGGCUUUAAAGUCCUAGAAUUUCCAUUUAAUAAUUACCAAAAUAUCAAAUUGAUUUGUAGAUUAAAAUCAUACAAACUUAUUUUGGUAGCCACAAAAGAUUGGCAUUUCCUUGCCAAGAUAAGAUAGUCAAACUUUGUUCAUAUAGUCAGUUUUAUAGUACAAAAUCAACAGUAUACUUAUUUGCUUCUUUUAUAAAACUUCAAACUCCUUUUUUUUUUCUGUGUACAUAAUUGCUUCAGUUUUGCUGCAGCGGUGUGAAAGUUCAGGCUCAUUAAGUGCAGCCGCCUAACCGUGCUCUGCAGCACGGUGGUUCUUUGGUACUCGGUACUCGAUACCCGAUACCCGGUACUCGGCUACCGACGAUGAUGUAAACGAGAUUAAGCGAAACCCAGUAGCUUCCUAAUUAGCAGCAUCCUGAAUAAAAGUGCCCCAAAAUUUAAGGCUGGCAGAUACAGAUCAGAAAAACAGCAAUCUUAGUAGGAUUUUGUACUCCUUAAAAACCUUAAAUUUAAUCUUAAUGUUCUUUAUUUUUUAUAAAUGCCAAACUAUUGCAAUUUUUCAUCUGAGGUUAAGGAACUGAAUUAAUACAGCUUAAAUUUCUAGAUAACUGAACUUUUAUGGGGACAUUAAAUGUUGAAUGAAAAAUGUUCUUAUGGGGCCAUAAACUCACUAUACUUACUAUAGUUAAAACAACAAAGCUAGAGGGAAAGCCCAUUUGGAAAGACAGUUGUGCUUUAUUUGGCUUAAACGUGCUUAACGUGCUUAAAUUCUAAGUGCCUAAAAAGACAAUUUUCUCGCUUUGCAAAUCUCUUAACCCUAUAUGGGAUUUAGUUAAAUUUUGUAGUUAAACUGAAGUUAUUUACUUGAUUAUAGGAAAAUCGCCUUGAAGAAUGUUGAAACCAACUAAAAUAUUUUAAUGAUUCUAAAGUCUAGUAACCCAAAAAAUGUUAAACAAACUUUUUGUGUUAAAACCAACGCAUAAUUUAUCAACUUGAGUGCCUUUAGGUCAUGUUAAAGGUUUCGCCAGUCCUAUAAAUAGUAUACAUUCUAGGAAAACUAUCUAUAUUUGGGGCUCUUUGUUCUCACUCUUUCUUUCUUUCUAUCUAUCUAUCUAUCUAUCUAUCACCAUCUCAUUUUACUUUCGCGGGCGAGAAAGUGUUAAGAGAAAACAACAAAUAAACAAACAAACAAACAAUAAUGCUAAUGAAGCCAACCGUGAAACGAUUAUACAUAUUUUUUUUCUCAAUUUUUUUUAACGUUUUGGAAUUUUGUUUAAAAGUGCAAGCGAAGCAAAAGCAGCGUAAAAUAAAAACCAUAAAAUAUAUAACAAGAAGAAGAAGAGGAAUCGGUGAAAAGCGUUAACCGAAGCCAAAAAAAAAAAAAAUUAAAGUUAAAACCAAAAAACCAACAACCAACAUCAAAAGUUGCCAACUUUUUUCCUUGCGACCGCAGCAGCCGAAGAAGCAGCGGCGUCAGCAGCGACGCCUGACUGCAGCCAGCGUCGCGCUGGCAACAACAAAUUGCGAUGCCUGGACUUGUGGUCUUCAGACGUCGCUGGUCUGUGGGCUCUGAUGAUCUCGUAGUGCCUGGCGCAUUUCUCCUGACGAUUCAUUUUAUAUGUUUUGUGAUUGUUAGCGUCUCGUUGGUUAUCUUUGAGUAUAAUACACGAAUUUUAAGCAUAAAAUUAUUGUUCUAUCAUCUAAUAGGCUACUUGUUGAUACUAUUUUUUUCAAUAUGUGUAGAAAUAGGUAUAUGUGUGAUCUCGAUGCGUGGCAGUAUUCUAGAUGCCGAGGCGCGCACCUCGAUCAACAUCUGGAUCUAUCUCAAGAGCUUGGUAAUACUGUUCGAUAUUGCCUGGCUGGGUGUGGGCUCCGUUUGGCUGGGGCAUUACUACACCACGGCACCAAUCGAUGAUCCCAAAAAGGUCUACAUAGCCAUUAUCAUCUGCAAUUGGGCUUUAGUGGUGAUCACUCUUAUCACGAUAUGGUGCACAUUUGAUGCUGCUGGAAGAUCCUGGGUAAAGAUGAAGAAGUACCAGCGAUCAAUGCGGGAAACGGAGUCUCGUUUAAACUACAAGAGAAGCAACAGCAUGAAUCGCAAUUGGCGGCAGAGGAAAGUGAUGCGAGCUUACCAGGACAGUUGGGACCAUCGCUGCCGGCUGUUGUUUUGUUGUAUGGGCUCCUCGGAGCGGAAUCGAAACUCCUUUACGGACAUUGCCCGCCUGCUGAGCGACUUCUUUCGGGAAUUGGACGUAGUACCAUCGGAUGUGGUGGCUGGACUUGUCUUGCUCCGAAAGUUCCAGCGUCUUGAACGUGAAGCCAUUGUGCGACAGCGUAAAAAUGGCACCUACGAGUUCCUCAGCGGCGUACCGAUCACGGAGCGAACCCAGUUCCUAGCACUCAACGAUGCCAAAAACUAUGAUUUCUUUCAGACGGUCAUACACUAUAUGUACUUUGCCCAGGGCGCCUACGGCUGGCCCAUGUACGUUAUCAUCAAUCGGAGCAAGAUGUGGCACCUGGUGCCGGAACUGAAAUGCUUUGGUUGUUGUUGCGGAAGUAACGAUGACACGGAGGUCAUCCAGGACAAUUGCUGCCUUUGCAACUAUGCGGCACUGAAGAAGACACUCCAGCUGGGUGACAUCGACAUCGUUUAUGCCACCUAUCAUGUGGAUGUGGGCGAGACGCCCUUCUUCGUGGCCAUUGAUUACACGCAUCGUGCAGUGGUGAUCAGUAUACGUGGUACCCUUAGCAUGAAGGACAUCCUCACGGAUCUGAAUGCUGAGGGUGAAGUCUUGCCGCUGCAGCCACCGCGUGACGAUUGGUUGGGCCACAAGGGAAUGGUGCAGGCAGCGAUUUAUAUACGCAACAAGCUGCAAGAGGAGAAUCUCAUUGAGAGGGCAUUGCAGCGGAAUCCCGAUCGCCAGACGCACACCUUUGACCUGGUUCUAGUGGGUCAUUCCCUGGGAGCCGGAACAGCGGCCAUUCUUGCUAUUCUACUGAAGCCCGAGCAUCCGACGCUUCAGUGCUUCAGCUACUCCCCGCCUGGAGGUCUGCUCAGUAUGCCCGCCGUGGAGUACUCGAAGUCGUUUAUCACGUCGGUGGUAUUGGGCAAGGAUGUGGUGCCACGCAUUGGUCUCAAUCAGAUGGAAGCCCUGCGAGCGGACCUUAUCAAUGCCAUUCAGCGCAGCGUGGAUCCCAAGUGGAAGACCAUUUCCUGUUCGGUCAUCUGCUGUGGCUGUGGACCAGAGCCCACUUCCGUGGUCAAUAUGUCCGGCCAGGAUACGCACAUCAAUCAAUACCAGGAGGAACGUGGUACUGCCCGUUCGACCAGUGCCCAUCCUACAGACAGCUCGAUAGCUUUAACCCUGCAUCAGCCCUUAUAUCCGCCCGGUCGCAUCAUUCAUAUAGUGCGACAUCAUCCCAAGCCCGACGAGCAAAAAUACGACAGUGGUUGGAGGAAUGUGCUUAAAAAUCGAGAACCCGUUUACCAGGCCAUCUGGGCCGAUUCGACGGACUUCGAUGAGGUGCUCAUCUCGCCGGUGAUGCUGCAGGAUCAUAUGCCGGACAAGGUCCUAGCUGCCCUCAAGAAGGUUGUAACAACGAGUGGGCCACGCAAGCCCCAGCGCCAGACCUCCAAUGCAUUCUCCACUGGAUCGAACGAAGCCCAUGAUACGGACUUGGAGCCGCCACAUUGCAGUAGCCACAGUGAGACAACGGAUGGUAUGAGAUUCGAGGCGGAAACGGAUCCUGGACAGACGCAGACUUCGAUAACGCAGUCGCGACACUGCAAGCGGCCAUCGCAAAGUUCCUACACAAAUCUGAGCAACUGCCUCGUCCUCACGCCGACAGCCCAGCACAAGCUGUGCCUGGAGACGUCCUUCACCAAUGGCUCCGCACCGCUCCAGCCGCCCCAGCGUUUAGCCUCGGCGGCCUCCUCGCUCCUUAGCUCGACAACCACGCCGUAUGACAUAUCAAGUGCUCUGGACGACAGCCUGGCCACAGUGGCCCUUCGCCAGAGUCCCUCGCUGAUCAGUGCUGAGACGACGGCCACGGUUAUUGGUAAUCUGGAACCGGAUGCGGAAGAGAUUGCGGUACCACGCCUCAAGGCGGUGGCUUUUGAUAUGGCUUUAACUCCGCCACCAUCGCUGUCAGAAAGGUCUCUGCUCGGACGCCAACAUUCCGAGAAAAAGCCACGUUCUCUGCCACUUGCCCAUGUCCAGGCCCUUCGCCGAGCCUCGGAUGCUGGUGCGGUGCCUGGUGUGGAUCUCCUGCACGACGACUGGUAUGGCCUAGCUCCUCUGGCCAGUCCUGAGACGCUAUCCGAGAUCUCCAGCGUCUCGUCGCGCACUAGUGUUCCUAUUAGUCUGGCCAACAGUAUUGAGCGCUAUCUGCAGCACAUGGGAGUGGGUGUGGCUGGACCGAAAGUUCCACUCGAGGACAUCUUUGAGUCACAGCUGCAUACGCCGAAGGUCAUGAGGCGAGCUCCCAAGUUUAGUGAGAAUCUGGCGGGCUGUGCAGAGGACACCAGGAACCUAGAUCAGUACAAGCGACUUGGACGCGUCUUCAUCACCUUUCCGCGCAUCUUUCCGGAUCAAUCGCCAGCGACUCAUAGUCUAGACUCCAGCGACGAUAGCUUUGAAUCUGCCUCGGCUCACAGUCUGCAGAGAUUGCAGCUGCCGCAUGGGGCCAAUGCGGUCCAGAGUUCCAAGUCCGCUGAUCCUCUAGAUGGGGAUCAAGAUGUGACAAGGCAAACGCAGCCUGCCAAAAAGUUGACCUUCAGCGACAGCGAUAUACUGGCAGAUGCGGACUGCCUGCGUCUGUGUCCACACUGCCCAUGCGAUCGGGAUGUCCAACGUGGCUGUUGUACUCGUUCGGAGCAUGGCAAGUGUGCCGCGGAAAUAUCCGGAGGAGCAGGCGGUGCCAUGGGAUUGGGAUCCACAGAUACUAGUUUCUACAGUGCCAGCUCGUCGCUGGAACAGUUUGCCACACCAGGCCGACAGAACGGUGGUCCACAUCUAGAGGAGAUACUCAUACGUCCCGGCGUCCUGGAAUCCCACUUUCCAGUUCUCGGCGGUGGGAGUGGGAUGGAAACACCGGCUUUGGUGGCACCCGCUUCACCAUCACCGCUGAGCAAUGGAAAACGACCGGAUGUGGUGGGCGGCAGGGUGAGGAAACGUCUCUCCUCUGAGGAGUUUGUCUUUUCCAGAAGCGAGGAUCUGCCUAGCCUAGUACAAAUCGGUGAUAGGAGCUCCGGCUCUCCGGCGGGCCGUAGAAGGGGCAAGGGCUGCGUCUAUCCGGCGGGUAAUAGCCUGCGUUUGGAUGCAGCAGCCUCCGCAUCGCCCACGUCCAUUAGUAAAUUUACCCGUACCCGUGUGGCCGCUGGAGGAUCGGCAGUGAAGCCAGGAUUGGCUGCGGUUAAUAACGAAAGUAACGUUUAAUAGUUGUAAGUUGCAAGCAGUACCUUACCAGUCGGAGCGAUGAUGAUGAUGAUGAUGCUCACGAAACUCGUAACUCUCGUAGCCCCCAAAAAUCCAAAAUCGGCAUUAAUUAAUGCCGUUUGCCAUUGCUUACACACGAGCGAUCUACAAGAAACAGUUAUAAAAAACACACACACAAAGAAUCUAACAUUUUGCAUACCGAUUACCUAAGGAACAACAUUUAGCGUUAACACGAGCGUUUACUAUUAAAUAAAUGCAAUAUACAUACAUAUAUAUAUUUUUUUGUGCAGCCAAACCCCAAGCGACGACAAAUUUUAAUAAAACGUUUUAAAAAAUGAAAAAUGCUGCACUCA
Messenger RNA from Drosophila eugracilis, 6107 nucleotides. RefSeq names its product diacylglycerol lipase-alpha (gene inaE). Gene Ontology annotation, cellular component: dendrite membrane; postsynaptic membrane. The transcript has 14 exons. NCBI's taxonomy places the organism in Eukaryota, Metazoa, Arthropoda, Insecta, Diptera, Drosophilidae. Bases 1843 to 5754 code for a protein of 1303 amino acids. Gene Ontology annotation, biological process: lipid metabolic process. The record is from RefSeq and is a predicted model, not a curated record.